CUGGUCUGGCUUUGCCAAAGAAGCGUAAACACGGGCAGUUGUGGUAAGAACAUGGAGCUCUAAAUCUACGAUGUAGGUGAGGGUAAAAACAGUUAACGUUGUCAGGCGACGAAAGGAUAUCGUAUCUGUGUGUGAACGAGGUUGAUAUUCGUUGACAAGCAUCGCAUGAACUGUCUCAGCUAAUCGACUUCAUUUGUUGUUAUCUCUAGAAGCUACCUUACAUGGUUAGGUAGCGUUGGCUAACAUUAGCUAACCCUCAGUUAUCACCCGACUCCCUUUCCAAACAGCCCACAAACGUUUGUCGUUUAGACGGUGACUAAGCUCAAGUAAGUAUCAGGGUGAGCUCGUUCCUAUCCCAGAGCUGGGAUGCCGUGUCUGGGCCAUGAAGGCAUGAGGUCCCAUCUUAAAGUCCUGGCUCUUGUCCUGUGCUUCAUUCUGGGACCUUCUCCUUCAGACGCCUACAUCUAUGCGCACUACAGUAAUAUGACCCCCAUGUCAUUUGAGGACAGACCGGCUCUGUUUGGUGGCCUCUUGCCGAUGGAGGGUCUUAUGGGUGUUUUAGUGGAAGCCCGUCCUCAAAAUGCCUGCUUACCCAUUGACCCUCCCCCUCCCCCGCCAACUCCUGGUGAGGCCAACCUCACUAAAUACAUCGUACUCAUCCGCCGCUUUGACUGCAACUUUGACAUCAAGGUACUGCAUGCUCAGCAGGCUGGGUUCAGUGGUGCCAUUGUCCACAAUAUGUACUCUGACACAAUACUCAACAUGAACUUCAGUAAUGUUACCAUUGCAGAGGAAAUUGAUAUCCCCUCCGUUUUCACCAGUUACUAUGCCUCCCAGGUCUUGCGAAACUUUAUUAUUCCAGAGAAGGGGGCCUAUAUCAUCCUGAAGCCAGACUUCCCCUUCCCACUGGCCUACUAUCUUAUCCCCUUCACAGGAGUGGUUGGGAUGAUCAUCCUUGUCAUGGUCAUCAUCCUGGUUGUGCGCUGUGUCCAGUAUAAGAAGAGACUGCGAAAGAACAGACUGACUAAAGAACAGCUGAAGAAAAUCCCUAUUCACAAGUUCAAUAAAGGUGAUGAGUAUGAUGUGUGCGCCAUUUGUUUGGACGAAUAUGAGGAGGGUGACAAGCUGCGAGUUUUGCCUUGCUCACAUGCCUACCACUGCAGGUGCGUGGACCCGUGGCUCACGCUGACCAAGAAGACGUGCCCGGUGUGCAAGCAGCGGGUGACACGGCCCAACCCCGAGUUCUCCGAGUCGUCCGACUCGGACGAGGACGGCGGCUCGCGCACCGACGAGGAGGGUGGCAGCGGCGCCACGGCCACCACCGACGAGGCCAGCUCCGAGCGGACGCCGCUGCUGCGCGCGUCUAACCCGGCCUCACCGCUCGCCAGCAGCCCGCCCGUCACCACCUACGCCUCCACCGUCGCCACGGUCACCGCAGUCACCACGGUGACCACCGCCCAGUGCCUGGCGCACACGCCACAGCGCGACUCGCCCCUGCUGGGCUACGACGGCUACUACUCGCCUGAGGAGGAUUCAGAGCAGGGGCUGUCGGAGGAGGAAGACGACGACACGGCCCAGCUCAUUGGCCGCGGCGCGGUAGGAGUCUGAAAGACUAGACCCGCCCCAAAGCGCGCUAUUAAAUCCCCCUUUUUAUUGGAAUAGCCCUAGCUGGUCUCAAUGUUUUUAUAGGGCUGUGAUCAGAGAGGAGGAGAAGAAUAGCAAAGUCAUUUAACCCUGUGGUUGAGACCCUAAACAUUUUUUUAAGCAAGACUCAUAAUGGGCUCUCGUUGAUAGCGUUAAAGCUGUCGACUGUCCACUUAUUGUAUGGCUUGUUGCUUGGGAAUGGGAACAUUAACAAAUUAAGAAUUCCAAAAUGAGGCUUUAAGAGAAUCCAAUCUAACCUAUACUGUAGGCCAUCAGCGUAAAAAUUGAUUUUAUUUUAUUUUUUAUUUCUACUUAAUGUCACAUAUAAAAUGUAAAAAUGGCAUUUUAACACCAUAUGCCUCCAAACACUCCUCUCUCUUUUAGACACACACACACACACACACACACCUACACACCUACAUCUAGUGCAAUAUGGACUGGUGGCCAGUUUAUAUGUGUCCACUAACCUGAGUCUCUUCAACGCAGUAUGUGCAAUUGUAUCAUCUUACCCGCAAGUGUAGUGUACCCCAAAGACUUGGAAUAUAUUUGCAAUAUUCUGAUCCUGCUUAUAAAAUCAUGUUGCCAUUGUUCAGUUGAUGAUUUGCAACUGUAUUUUUAUUUUAUUUUUAAUUGCAGUAAUUGUCACUGCAUCCUGUUCUUCUGCUACUGUGCUUUGAUGUUUUUAAUGUGAUUCCAUCUGAACCAUGAUUUGGGCCCGUGUCUGGAUGUCAAACAUUGAAGCGUAAACAAACUGGUUUGGGCAGAGGGAGUGUGUGAGGGGCAUCCAACAGGGUGCCGUAUGAGACCUGAGUCUCUUGCAUCACUUUACCCUCGUCUCUGUCUGUUCAGUCUUUCCUUCUUCUUUCUCUUCUCUUCUCUUCUCACCCCAUCUAGAUUUUCUGUUUUAACUAAUGGAAAGUCUUAAGGGACUCAGCAGAAUUUUAUGUUAAUUUUAUACACAGACCACACACACACUUUUACUCUGUGUGUGAAUGGUUUCAUUGUCUGGACACUAAUAAUAUAGAUGCUUCUUUGGGUCUUAUAAUGUGGUUAAGACUUUCUGUUGCUGAUGUAUAGGUCACAUGUCCAUGUGUAAGCUCAUUCUCUGUUAUAGUACAGUUGAUUAUUAAAUUAAAGAUGAUUAUUGUUACUGCCUAAAGGCACAUCUUAUAAACUUGUAUUGAAGUUGUGCCUGAUUUAAAAGCUGUUUAUAGGCAGUAGUACUAGUUCCCUCCAUAAUCCCAUAAGUUUCCCAUCAAAAAUCAUCGCAAGCGACUUGAAUGUGUGUAGUUUCUACUCAAAUUGAUCUAUGUGAGAGGAUUUUUUUGUCUGUAAAUAUAUUUUUUUCUUUCAAAUAUCCUGUCAGAGGUCAGUGAAGGUGUGACAAGUCAUUGAGUGGAAUUGUAAAUGGAAAUAAAAGCACAUUUGGAGAACAUAAAUAACCACCAGGCACCUGUAGGAUACUGACAACCAUGCCCAGAAUAGGGACCAAGUUCUUGUUGAAUAACCAUUGGCAGAUUAUUUGUUUUUUCAUUUACCGUAUAAGAUCAAUGUUUAUGCGUCUUUGAUCCCUACCUUUGCUGGUAUUUUCUUUAGGGGAUGUACUUUCUUUACCUUUGUGCCAUAAAAACACAAUUUUACCUAUA
Molecule: messenger RNA, 3290 nt
Organism: Alosa alosa (allis shad)
Lineage: Eukaryota; Metazoa; Chordata; Actinopteri; Clupeiformes; Clupeidae
Gene: rnf167
Product: ring finger protein 167
Exons: 10
Coding region: 367-1608 (413 amino acids)
Biological process (GO): ubiquitin-dependent protein catabolic process; positive regulation of DNA-templated transcription; protein ubiquitination
Cellular component (GO): cytoplasm; nucleoplasm
Molecular function (GO): ubiquitin protein ligase activity
Source: RefSeq, a predicted model, not a curated record